CUUGGGGUCUGCUAUAGAAGUUGACCAUCUCGUCCUGUGGCCACAGUCCACUGAGGCUACCACUCAGUAAACAUGAGUCAGUGGAUGCUACAGGGCAUUGUAUUUUUCGUGCUUCUCUGCAACUGCGAUGGACAUACAGAAAGUAAAAGAAGGUUACGCUGGCGACACAGAUUUGUCUCAGCAGAAACAUUCUUUGAUAUGCACGGCGCUGCAGACCCAGUGGUCUCAAUUAGUUCUGCACCGAGGUUCACCCUUCUGGCUCCAGAUCUGCUGAGGACAGACAGCCAGGAGAACAUCUACCUACAGGCAGACGGUCUAUCCAACCCCAUCACUGUCUCCAUCUCUAUCCAGGACUUCAGUAAGACUGCCACACUCCUCCAGGACUCUGUCACACUCAAUGUGGAAAAUGGAUACUACAUUCUCAAAUCCAUACAGCUUCCCUCGAAUCAGUUGAAUCGUGAAGAGAAGAAGAACAAGUUUGUGCAUCUGAAGGUGAACUUUGAGGGCUUCCACUAUGAGGAGAGGGUACUCAUGGUGUCCUUUCACUCUGGAUACAUCUUCAUCCAGACAGACAAACCCAUCUAUAACCCUGGAGACACUGUUCGGUUCAGAGCCUUUGCGUCCUCCCCGUCCUUUAAGGCCCUUGAAAGCACUGUCUCAAUAGAUAUCCAGAAUCCAGACGGUGUGGUGGUUAAACAAAUCUCCACGAGCAGAGCCGUUGGUGGAGUCUUUGCAGACACUUUUCCUCUCUCUGAAAUUGUCAAUGAAGGAACAUGGAUAGUGACGGCAAAGUUUGACCACUGGCAGCAGAACACAUUCACCUCUCAGUUCCAGGUGAAGAAAUAUGUGCUUCCGGCCUUCAAUGUCACCUUGACACCCAGGAAGUCCUUCCUCAGCCUGGAUGACAGUGAAUUGGUAGUAGAUAUCUCGGCCAGGUACCUGUAUGGGGAGCCAGUCCAGGGGACGGCCUACGUGGUGUUUGGAGUGAAGAUCAAUCAAGAGAUGAUAAGGUUGCCUUCAGUGAAGGAGGUGUCAGAUCUGGAUAGAGGAGUUGUCAGACUGAGCAUGGAGGAGAUCAAAAGAGCUUACCCUAACAUUAGAUCUUUGGUGGGCAACUCUGUGUAUGUCAAGGCAUCUGUGCUCACCAAGUCAGGCAGUGAUCUGGUUGAAGCAGAGAAGACUGGCAUUAAAAUCGUCGAGUCGCUUUAUGUGGUAUCCUUCAAAGACAUGCCAAAGUAUUUCAAGCCAGGCCUACCCUUCGACUUCACAGUCCUGGUGAAUCACCAUGAGGGUCCCCCGCCCCGUAACGUCCUGGUCAAGUUGAAUCUACUGCAGAAGCCUGUGGUCGUCCUCUCUGGCAGCGCAAGAGUCACCAUCAACAUGCCCAGCGAUCAACUCCAACAAAUUAUCACUGCUGAGACCGCACAGCCCGACCUGAGACCAGAGCAGCAGGCCAAACAACAGAUCACUGUUCAUCCGUAUGUCACCUUUAACCCGAACCAGCAGAACUACCUUUAUAUCUCCACAGCGACCAACACGGUGUCUCUAGGAGACACACUGUCCCUGAAGCUGAGCAUAAAUACUGCAGACCCGACACACAAAGAUCUCAUUAAACACAUCACCUACCUGGUGCUGAAUAAAGGCAAAAUCAUUGUUGCUGGGCGUGUGGAUCGUGGCAGUCAGGUGUUCACCAGCAUCGGACUCAUAGUCACCCCGGAGAUGAUGCCGUCAUUCCGUUUUGUGGCGUUCUACAGUAUUCCCUGGGUGGGGCGCGAGGAGGUGGUGCCGGACUCCAUCUGGGUGGAUGUGGAAAAUUCCUGUGCUGGAGGGCUGACAGUUGGGCCGGUGGACGGCAUAGGUCGAGAAUACACGCCUGGGAAGAGUUUUAAUUUUAAGGUCAGAGGUGAUCCGGGGGCAAAGGUCAGCCUGGUGGUUGUGGACAACGCUGUGUAUCUGCUCAACAGGGACAGGCUUACACAGAAAAAGAUUUGGGACGUGGUGGAACAAGGAGACAUCGGCUGCACCCGAGGGGGAGGCAGAGAUGCUACUGCAGUGUUCUCAGAUGCAGGACUGCUCUACUCCUCCAACACCGGGUUUAAAACCCAAACCAGACAAGUCCUGCAGUGUCCAGGCAGUGCCAGAAGGAGGCGCUCUAUUGAACAGUUGCAGCGUAAAGUCCAGCUGGAGAGUCAUUACAAAGAGAAGCUGGAACGUCGCUGCUGUAGGGACGGCCUCAGGGAGAUUCUCAUGCCGUACUCCUGUACACGACGCUCCCUCUACAUCACAGAGGGCUGGGAGUGCAUGCGGGCCUUCCGCUACUGCUGCGCCACUUACAGGAACCAAGUAUUUGACACCCAGAUUCCCACCACCCCACCACCUAUAACCACAGCUCCCCCCACCACCUCCUCUCCAACCUGGCACACUGCAGUACUUGUUGAAAGCUGGGAUUUCCACAUAGAACGGCCACGUUUUCAUGCACGGCUUGGACGGCCUGGAAUGCUUGGACCUGAACUGCACAUACAAGGGAGGGAGUUAGUGUACGAAGAAGAGGAGGAGGAGGAGGAGGAAGAGUGGGAGUACCUGGAUGAGACUCAAGUGUAUCUGCGAUCCAAGUUCUACGAGUCUUGGCUGUGGAUGGAUGUUAAGCUGCCCAUCCAGGCAGAGACAGACGGGUUGGCGUCUAUGAACGUGGCUAAUCCCUUACCUGACAGCAUCACUGAAUGGGGAGUCCUGGCCAUUAGUGCAUCACCCCAUACAGGUUUCUGUGUUGCCGAGCCGUACAAUGUCAGAGCAUGGAAGCGUUUCUUUGUUGACCUGAAGCUGCCAUAUUCAGUGGCGAAGAAUGAACAGGUCGAGAUUAAAGCCGUCAUCCACAACUACGGCUACGACGAACUGCAUGUGAGGGUGGUGUUGAUGAAGACGGAGGGCAUGUGCAGCAUAGCCUUUAAAGACAGACACACACAGGAAGUGACGCUGUCGGCCGGCUCUUCUGUUGUGGUGCCUUACACCAUCGUACCACUGGUGGUGGGGAAAC
This is a messenger RNA of Micropterus salmoides (largemouth bass), 3034 nucleotides long. RefSeq names its product complement C3-like. NCBI's taxonomy places the organism in Eukaryota, Metazoa, Chordata, Actinopteri, Centrarchiformes, Centrarchidae. Gene Ontology annotation, cellular component: extracellular region. The record is from RefSeq and is a predicted model, not a curated record. Gene Ontology annotation, molecular function: endopeptidase inhibitor activity; protein binding.